GCAUGAAAGUUAAGCCAUGCCCAUGAGAUACUCGAACCCUUCAGAAACUUUGUAUGUAGUGAUAAUACGACUUGCCGUUUCUUAUAAUGCACAAAAUUGUGUCGUAGAUAAACGCCUUGCCGUUUUCUACAAUGUAAAACGACGUGACGUCUACUGUGUUUUCAAACAAUCCUUGUAGACACUCUCGGCAAAUUUACAGCUCUUCAACACGAAGAGAGCAAAAAAUGGAGAAGAAGCGUGAAGGAGUAAUGGAAGCAAUGAGUCGGAUCGUAUCAGAUCCUUUCUACUUCCUCCAUUUCAUGGCCUUCUUCUCUUACCUUCCGAUUCGUAGCUCCGCCGCACCCUACACUUCUCAUCGACUCUUCGACAGAGAAAUCCAAGCAUUUCUAGCGUUCCUUAUGUUUUCCGCUAUCAAGAUGGUGAGGGAGGAAACAUGGGAAGCUUUUGUUGCGGAUGGUUUACUCUACGCUAAGAUCUUUCUCAUAGCUGUUUCGUUGAUUAUGGAUUACCGAGUGGCGAUCUGGUUCUCUGUCAUAUUUUCAGUUAUAUAUCUUUUAGCUCAACAGCCAGCAUUUAGUAAAUUAGGAACUGCGAAGAAGCUAACACCUAUGCAGUUGGAGGAUUUGCUGUCUGAUGGGAGCACAACGAAAUACUGGUUGAUAGAAUUCUUUGCAUGUAGUUCUUCUAAGUGUGUUCGUUCAAGCCGAUGCUUUCCCGAACUCUCUAUCACGUACUCGAAUAAUCUUUUGUCUUUCGGAACUGUUGAUUUUGGACUUUUCCCUAAUACUGCUGCUAAGUUCGGAAUAUCUCUUGCCGGUGGAAUGUCUCAGCUUCCAACAUAUAUAUUGUUCGAAAAGGGUGUUGAAGUUUCUCGGUUCCCAGACUUUUAUGUCGAUGCUGCACCUUCUUUACCCAUAACCAAGGUUUACAUGCUUUGA
Capsella rubella is the source of this 938-nucleotide messenger RNA. Its product is annotated as thioredoxin-related transmembrane protein 2. The transcript is spliced from 8 exons. The record is from RefSeq and is a predicted model, not a curated record. Lineage: Eukaryota; Viridiplantae; Streptophyta; Magnoliopsida; Brassicales; Brassicaceae. The coding region runs from base 225 to 938 and encodes 237 amino acids.